AGAAGACAGCCUCUCAGAUGGCUCUGAGGGACCGCUCCCAAGAGGGUCGACUUGAAAGACUCAUAUUGCCUGAGGAAGAAGCCCUGAAGAGGAGGAAGAGGAAAGAAAGAGGAGUCUGGAAUGGCUCUUUCUCAGACACAGUUGACAUUCAAGGAUGUGGCCAUAGAAUUCUCUCAGGAGGAGUGGGAAUGCCUGGACCCUGCUCAGAGGGCCUUGUACAGGGACGUGAUGUUGGAGACCUACGGGAACCUGCUCUCCCUGGAUACCUCUCUUAAACGUGUGAUCAAGGAAUCUGCACCAAAAGAGAACAGUCAUACAGGGGAAGUGUUGCAAACAGUGUUGUUGGAAAGACAUGAAAGCUGUGAGACUGAGGACUAUGGCUAUAGGGAAAUCCAGAAAAAUGAGCGUGACUUUGAGUACCAGUGGAGAAGUGACAAAAGAAAUUACAGAGGAGUGCCUGUCACCCAUAAAAAAAAUCUCACUGGUAGAAGAGAUCAACAUGGUAGAAGAGAUGAAGGAGACAAGCCUAUUGAAAACAGGCUCGGACUAAGCUUUCAGUCACAUCUGGCCGAACUGCAGAUAUUUCCAACUGAAGGGCCAUUGUAUGAGUAUCAUCAAGUUGAGAAGUCUAACAACAGUGGUUCCUCACUGUCAGUACUUCAGAGAAUUCUUCCGAGUGUCCAAACCAACAUUUUUAAUGAAUAUGGGAAUGAUUUCUGGCAUUCUUCAUUACUCACAGAAGACCAGAAAGCAUACAUUAGGGAAAAACCUUACAAAUGUGAUGAGUAUGACAAAGCAGUUAAUCAUGGCUCACAACUCACUAACCAUCAGGUAAUCCACACAGGUGUGAAACCUUACAAAUGUAAUGUAUGUGGCAAAGCCUUUAACCAGAGCUCACAUCUCACUAGACAUCAAAGAAUCCACACAAGAGGGAAACAUCACAAGUGUGAGGAAUGUGGUAAGGGCUUCAGUUACAGUUCACACCUUCUACGUCAUCGCAGAAUUCAUACCGGAGAGAAACCCUACCAGUGUAGCGAGUGUGACAAAGCCUUUAGUGUGUAUUCAAGUCUUAUUUAUCAUCAGGUCGUCCAUACUAGAGAGAAACCGUACAAAUGUAAUGAGUGUGGCAAGGUCUUCAGUCAGAGUUCAAGCCUUACUAAUCAUCGCAGGAUUCAUACUGGAGAGAAACCUUACAAAUGUAAUAAAUGUGGCAAAGCCUUUAAUCAGAGCUCCCACCUCACUCGACAUCAGGUCAUGCACACUGGAGAGAAACCCUACAAAUGUAGUGAGUGUGGGAAGGUCUUCACUCAGAAUUCAAGCCUCGUAAGUCAUCGGAGAAUUCAUACUGGGGAGAAGCCAUACAAAUGCAACGAGUGUGGCAAAGCAUUUGGUGUGUAUUCAAGUCUUACUUAUCAUCAGGUCACCCAUACUAGAGAGAAACCUUACAAAUGUAAUGAGUGUGGCAAGGUCUUCAGUCAGAGUUCAAGCCUUCCUAGUCAUCGCCGGAUUCAUACCGGAGAGAAACCUUACAAAUGUAAUCAGUGCGGCAAAUCCUUUAUUCAUUGCUCAAACUUCAACAGACAUAAGAAAAUCCACACUGGAGAGAAACCUUACCAAUGCAGUGAGUGUGGCAAGGUCUUCACUCAAAACUCAAGCCUCAUAAGUCAUCGGAGAAUUCAUGCUAGAGAGUAACCUGACCGAUGUAACAAGUGUGGCAAAAUAACACAAGUUCAAGCAUGGAUUGACACCAGAGAGUCCACACUAAAGAGAGACUACAUCAGUGUAACAUAUAGGACAGAGGACUUGUACAGACUUCGCAACUCACUAGACAUCAGAAUAUACAUCUUUGAUGAAGCCACAAGAAUGUAAUGUGUGUAUAAAUGUGUGUAGAUCAAAACUACAGAACAUCGCAAGAUUCCUACUGGAGAGCAGCUUUACAAAUGUAAUGAAUGUGGGAAGGCUUUUUAUUAAACAUUCAUGGCUUUGAUGUCAUGAGAGGAUUUAUACCUGAGAGAAACCAGGGAAAUUUUUUUUUUUUUUUUUUUUUAGGUACGCGGGCCUCUCACUGCUGUGGCCUCUCCCGUUGCGGAGCACAGGCUCCGGACGCGC
Aethalodelphis obliquidens (Pacific white-sided dolphin) is the source of this 2109-nucleotide messenger RNA. RefSeq names its product zinc finger protein 160-like. Gene Ontology annotation, biological process: regulation of DNA-templated transcription. The transcript is spliced from 4 exons. NCBI's taxonomy places the organism in Eukaryota, Metazoa, Chordata, Mammalia, Artiodactyla, Delphinidae. The record is from RefSeq and is a predicted model, not a curated record. Bases 121 to 1692 code for a protein of 523 amino acids.